UUGCCAAGUAGUUUUCAUUAACUUAAGUUUCUCGCUAGAAGGACUGCAAGUUGACCACAAUGAUUUCACGCCUUUUCUAAUCUGGUUCUUGAUUUUUUUUCWAAAGUUUAUAGAAACAUACAAGCCUAUUAUAAUGGAAGAGAAUUUCAAUCAAUCGAGUCAAUACAAUGAUGAAAAAGACCUGGCCAUACUUGUGGAAUCAUUACGUUCAUAUGAAACACUGGAACCUCAAACAAGAAGAGAAGCYUUCAGUAUCAUCAGGACCCUUUUGUCACAGAAUAAGGUAACACAGAAUUAUUUCAGAGAGCUUCAAGGAGUAGAGUUAAUGGUAAACAUUUACCAGCACUUCAGUAAAGAAAAGGAUGUCGAAGUAAUUGACAAUGCACUGUAUACUCUGAGUGUGGCAACAGAGCAAAAUAAUUUAACUAGACAAGAACUGAUGAAACCAGAGMUGUUUGCAAUGAUCACAGGAGCAAUAAAGUUAUCAUUGGUUCCAUCAGCAUAUCUCUUACUUUGUCUGACAUCUAAUAAUGUUCCAGGACAGGACCUUUCAAGGACAUCUCACUGUAUUACCAAACUCUGCAGUGAGCUCAAAGCAAAGCUUGCUGUUGAAGAAGAAACAAAAGAAACAUUGGUGGCCUGYGAUGCUYUUUGUACAACUUUGUGUGCUAUGAUCUCAAACCCAGUAAAUAGUUCAAACCAGGACAUUUGCUGUCGGCUGCUCCUGCCAACACUUGUMAGAACCUUAUACCAGGAUAUCAACAGACAAACCCUUCAGUCUAUAAUUAACUUGAUUGGAUGUUGUAUUAUUGACAACRAUGAUGUUCAGAAAUGUCUUUGUGUAGUUGGUGGUAUUCGAGCAGUGGCAGCCCUAUUGUCAAAGUCAUUGAGUGAACAACAUGUUGAUAGCCAGCCAGACAAAAAGUUCAUGAUGUGUUUAGUUAAUACUCUAUCUUGUUCAUAUACUAACAGUCCUGUCAAUAAGAUUCAGGCAUUAGACCUCGAUGUUGUGGAGGGACUUCUCAGAUGUUUAAAGUUAUUCAGUGAUUUGGAAAAAGAUUCUGAGCUACAAAUCACUUGUGUGUCUGCUUUGCUGAAUGUGCUUGUGGAUGGAGAUGACAAUGUUCUAGAUACUGGAAAACAAAAGUUUCAAGAUGGUGGAGGAAUCGCAGAACUUAUUGAGUUACUGACAACUAAGAAUGAGAAGUUGAAAAAGUUGGUCACAGUUCUUCUUCACAAAACAUUUGACAAAGAAGCAAUCUCAUCUAAUGGUAGCAGAAGUACAAUAACAGCCACUGAAACCAAUUGCAAUUCACCUGACGAUGGGCAUGUUGAAAUGCCACUGGUUGAAGCUAAUUCUACAAAUGAUUCUGAAGAUGAGAUUCCUAAUAUAACAUCAAGUGGCUUGAUAGCAAGCAAUAACCACCGUAAAUGCCAGUGCAAGAGUAUUCCAUAUGUUGACAGCCAUAAUGUCCUUCAGGUCCUGAAUAGCAACAUGGUCUGUAGCUAUCACAAUUCUUUAGGCAGAGCAAUAUUGAGAUACUUAGCAAAGGUAACUGAAGUAAAAAGCAUGUCAAGUUUACUUCUCUGUGAUAUUCCUACACACUUGUUUCUCCUUGUUUUCUUUCCGUUGUAA
Exaiptasia diaphana is the source of this 1636-nucleotide messenger RNA. RefSeq names its product telomere repeats-binding bouquet formation protein 1. The coding region runs from base 134 to 1636 and encodes 500 amino acids. The record is from RefSeq and is a predicted model, not a curated record. Gene Ontology annotation, biological process: meiotic attachment of telomere to nuclear envelope; homologous chromosome pairing at meiosis. Lineage: Eukaryota; Metazoa; Cnidaria; Anthozoa; Actiniaria; Aiptasiidae. The transcript is spliced from 11 exons.